CGGCCGCCGCUUCCUUUUCUUCCUCGUGCCGCCCGCGCCGCCUGCUAUAGUGCUAUCCACUCCCACGCUCCCCAUGGCCGCCACUUACCUCACAGGCCUCAACGCACCACCAGCGGCUGCUACCAGCUGCGGCCGUGCCUUCUCCGGGUCCGGGUCCGGGAGCAGCCGGCCAAGCCGAGCAACGCCGGUGACGUGCCAGGCGUCCAGGAGAUCAGCCUCCCUCCACCUCGGCCUCGCCGCUGCAACGGCCGUCCUGCUCCGGCAGCCUGAUGCCGCCCGCGCGGCCGCCGACGAGGACGAGCCGGCCAACAACGGGUGGUGGCUCACCGAGUUCCCCUUGCCCGUGCCCAAGAUCCUCAACAAGGAGAUCAACAACCCGGAGACGGGGACGCGCUCCUUCCUCAAGAACGGCAUCUUCAUGGCGGACAUCGGCCCCAGCUUCGCGGCGCACGCGUACCGCCUGCGCAGCACGGCCUUCGACCUGCUCGCGCUGGAGGACCUGCUCGGCAAGGAGGCCUCCAACUACGUCAACAAGUACCUCCGCCUCAAGUCCACCUUCAUGUACUACGACUUCGACAAGCUCAUCACCGCCGCCGACGACAAGGCACCCUUCGUCGACCUCGCCAACCGCCUCUUCGACAGCUUCGAGACCCUGCAGCAGGCCGUCACCGCCAAGGACGACACCAAGAUCAGCGACCGCUACGCGGAGACAAAGGUCAUCCUCCAGGAGCUCAUGGCGAAAAUGGCGUAGCAUAGCACCAGCUCUCCGGAUUCAAUUCAUAAUGUAAACCCUAAUAUCGUCAGAAUUUGCAAAUCCAGAGCCUGUACCAGAAUCAGUGGUUUACAACGCCAAAUCAAGAAAAUGAUUUACCACAUGUCAA
Molecule: messenger RNA, 881 nt
Organism: Panicum hallii
Lineage: Eukaryota; Viridiplantae; Streptophyta; Magnoliopsida; Poales; Poaceae
Product: photosynthetic NDH subunit of lumenal location 3, chloroplastic
Exons: 2
Coding region: 74-751 (225 amino acids)
Biological process (GO): photosynthesis; photosynthetic electron transport chain
Cellular component (GO): photosystem II oxygen evolving complex; chloroplast; photosystem II
Molecular function (GO): calcium ion binding
Source: RefSeq, a predicted model, not a curated record